GCGCCUUUCUCCAUCAGGUUCCUUUCGAUUAUUUGCACCGCACUUCGCUUUUCCACCUUCUGCCUGAACCUCAACAUUACACACCGCUGCCCGAUCUUCAACAACGCGCUCAACAGCCCGAUUUUGGUCCAUAGAUUUACGCGACGAUACUGCGAAAUUACUUUCGACCAUUCGAUCAAUCAAAUCUUUCCCCGACAAACAAGAAUCGCCUCGCGACCGACAAUACGAUGGCGACACCCAUGAGCACAAACUCCCAAGAUGACGGCGCGAACAAGAAGCUCGAGCAGAUUACUUUUCGCUUUUGCUCCGAAUGCUCCAACAUGCUCUACCCCAAGGAGGACGAAGAGACUCACCGCCUCCAAUUCACCUGCCGAACCUGCCAGUUUACCGAGGAGGCUCAGUCUACCUGCGUCUUCCGCAACGUUAUGAACAACGCCGCCGGUGAGACCGCCGGUGUCACACAGGAUGUCGGUUCGGAUCCUACUGUAGGUGAUCCCCAGUCUGUUCUUGCCCCUGUUGUAUGCAUCGGCUGCGGCCACGCCAUCCUUUGCAGCGGCUGUGGUAACCCGUCCGACGACUUCAACGUCUCGGCGGCCCCUACCCACCUGCACGACGGUUUCCAGAGCAAGAAGACGGAGAUCACAUGGGACGACCUGAUGGACAUGGCCGAAGACGAGGCCCUCGACGAAUACGACGAAGAAAAGGAAUCGGUCACUUCCGACGAGAUCAACCACGGAUUCGCAGGUAUCGCGCUCGACAAUGAGCCUGACUCCGCCAACCGCAAAGUCUCGUGGCCUACCUUUCAGCUGGCCGUCAGCCAGUGAAGAGUGAUUCCGCCACGCGUUACCACACAUCCUAUCCCUGGAUCAUACCCCCUGGACCUGGCUCUUGCAAUGGGAUUUUGGCUUUCACCUUGGAUACGAGACCUCCCUUACGAUCAGCUGGCUGACGCUGCAUCUUUCCCGGAUCUAGCUUCCACGAUCAAACAAGGAAUGCCCCGUCUGCAAGGCUGGCGAAGCCGUCUUCUUCCAGUCUCAGCAGCGAAGCGCCGAGACGGGCAUGGUUAGUACAACCCGCAUAUCUUGUUCUUUUCUCAUUAGCAUGUUUUGAAGGCUAACGCGUUCUCGUGCAGAAAUUGUUCUAUGUCUGCUGCGAUUGCGGUCACAUCUUCCAGUAGAAGAGACGACCUGACGAAGAUACCCCGAGAUUGUUCUAGAGGAGGUUACCAUGCAUUGUAAGGAGUAUUCUGGCGUUUGAGCUCUCGAUUGGGAAAAAAGGCCAUGGGGCGGCCACGGUUUUUGUCUUUAGAUAUCAUACAGAUCAUUGAAUUACGUUUAUCUCAAUGGGAAUAACUAUUCUUCGC
This is a messenger RNA of Colletotrichum scovillei, 1363 nucleotides long. RefSeq names its product RNA polymerase M/15 kDa subunit. The transcript has a single exon. Gene Ontology annotation, cellular component: RNA polymerase II, core complex. The record is from RefSeq and is a predicted model, not a curated record. Bases 228 to 824 code for a protein of 198 amino acids. Gene Ontology annotation, biological process: maintenance of transcriptional fidelity during transcription elongation by RNA polymerase II; transcription initiation at RNA polymerase II promoter; transcription-coupled nucleotide-excision repair. Gene Ontology annotation, molecular function: DNA-directed RNA polymerase activity. Lineage: Eukaryota; Fungi; Ascomycota; Sordariomycetes; Glomerellales; Glomerellaceae.